Capsella rubella is the source of this 867-nucleotide messenger RNA. RefSeq lists its product as uncharacterized. The transcript is spliced from 2 exons. Bases 1 to 867 code for a protein of 288 amino acids. NCBI's taxonomy places the organism in Eukaryota, Viridiplantae, Streptophyta, Magnoliopsida, Brassicales, Brassicaceae. The record is from RefSeq and is a predicted model, not a curated record.
AUGUCAAGAUUUAUCUCUGGUAGAGACUACGAUUCAGCUGUGGAGGAUCUGCUUUCACAAGCUAAAGAUCUCUACGUUAUUGAACAAGUCGCCAAAAUCAACUGCGCUGGCUUCACCGACGACUCUGCUCCUCCCACUAAUCUUGAAACCCGUUUACGUCGUCUCAAGUCUCUUCCGGUUUCUCGACCAGACACGGUUUCGUCUCCCUCAAGGAAGCUUUUCUCUCACUCCAAGAGCAUGGCAAGUUGCGUGGACAAGAAGAAUCGUGGAAACGUUUCCUCUGUUUCUUCUUUGUCCAAUCCAGCUAGAAACGACUCUUGUCCUUUGGAUUCAUCUGUUGAAGAGACACAGACUUUCUCCGGAAGCAAACGCAAUACGGGUGUGAAUUCAGGAGGUCACCUUGGAGAUUUCUUAGAUUAUGGGAGAACUGGUUCGAGUUCAGCGAGGUUUUCUCAACAAGACAAGAUUUGGCCUCCAACAACACAACUUAGCUCAUCUUCAACGAGAGCUUCUCAAGAAGGUGAGAUUUUGACUCCAACAACACAAACCCUAAAGCUUCUUCCUAAAGAGAACUCAAGAAUCAGUCCAUCUUCACUAACCUCAAUUGAUUUAGCCUCCCAAUCAUCUUAUCUAGACAAAGGAAAGAACAAAUCGAAAUCGAAGUUUUUAAUAUCAUGGUUUGAUAAGUUGUCCCUAGCACGAGCCAUGGGUUGCUUACAUGGCAAGCCAUCAUCCAAAAGCAAAAAGACAAAAGAGUUGUCUUGGGAAGAAGAAUUCAAGAAGGCAAAGAAGAGAGUUAAGGAAAAAUCGAAGAAGAUGAAAAAAAACUCGUCAAAAUGUCAAAGAAGGGGAGGACUGACUCAAUAA